AUGGCCAACACGUGGACGAUGUGGUCACUGAUGGCCGUCAUUAUGGUCUCACUUGUGAUGAUCGCCUCAACCAAUACAUCCGCUGCUAAUGUGGACACCACUCGUGAGACGGUCUCAUCCAAACAGCACAUCCGAAGCAAUACUAACACUAAUAGCAAUAGGAAUACCAAUGCGAGAAAGCCGUCGCCGGACGGAGGCAUCUAUUUUGACGAAGACUUGCCCAUCGAUGACGAGGGAGAGGGCAGUGGUUCUAACUUUGAUGACACCGAGACCUCGUCCGGUAAGGGCGACGACGACGAAGACUCGCCGUUGAUUCCGGGCGCCAAAGAGGGCUCCGGAAGCCACCCGAUGGUGACCACCGGUGGCAGCAGUUCUACUAGUAAUCCAAAUACUGAUGACGAAGACGAGGGCGACACCGAUGACGACGACUUUGGCUCCGGAGACGACGACUUCGAGUCAUUCAUAUCAUCCACAGAGAGACCAACGAUACGACCAGACGUUACGCGAGCGCCGAUUGUGCCCACACAUGAGCACAAGCCUUUAGAUCCAAUCGACGAGCCGUUCGAUAAUAGUGUGCCUAAAGAACCCUUCCCUCCAAAGGUGUUGACGCCCAGCGAGACGUCCACCAGAUAUCCAUUGCCGGCGUCGACACAAUGGCCGCAUCCGCCGCGCGGCGGUCCGGCCGACACGGAAGACGACGGCAACCAAUUGGGAAACGACGUGUCGAUUAUGGGUCAGAAACAGGUGACGCCGGCCUCGUUCUUCGCCCGACCCGGUAUUCUCGCAGCUGUGAUAGGAGGGGCUGUUGUCGGACUUCUUUGUGCCAUUUUAUUAGUUAUGUUUAUUGUAUACCGAAUGCGAAAGAAAGACGAGGGAAGCUAUGCGUUGGAUGAGCCCAAACGCCAGACAUCAGUCAACCCAUACGCCAGGGGCUCUUCCAAAGAAUUUUUUGCCUGA
Medioppia subpectinata is the source of this 957-nucleotide messenger RNA. The record is from the annotation of a GenBank genome assembly. Lineage: Eukaryota; Metazoa; Arthropoda; Arachnida; Sarcoptiformes; Oppiidae.